Molecule: messenger RNA, 1031 nt
Organism: Cryptomeria japonica (Japanese cedar)
Lineage: Eukaryota; Viridiplantae; Streptophyta; Pinopsida; Cupressales; Cupressaceae
Exons: 4
Coding region: 122-670 (182 amino acids)
Source: RefSeq, a predicted model, not a curated record
CUUUGUUCUCCACAACGUCUCAUCAUAGCAUAACAGCAAUUCUUGUGCCUUAAGUUUGCUCUUUUUCUUGCUUUUUUAUUUUGCUUGGGCAAGGGAAGGAGUGUUCAGAUUGCAUUAACCAAUGGCUUUUGAAAUGAGAGUUGCGGUUGCAAUUUCUUUGGCGCUUUUGGGCUUGCAAAGCGUUCUGGUUAUGGGUGAAGGUGUGGAAUGUGAGAAACUACCAGUAGAGAUGUGUGCUUUCUCGGUCUCGUCCUCUGGAGCUCGCUGUGUGCUCGAGAAGAAAUACACCUUCGUUGCCUCCACACACGAAUCAUCAGUAGAAUACCAAUGCCAGUCAUCGGGCGUAAUGGCGGAGAAGAUAAUGGAAUGGAUUGAGAGCGACGAGUGCCUGCAAAGCUGUGGGUUGCAGAGAAUGAGCGUUGGCAUGUCCACUGAUGAUCUUUCCAAAAAUUCUCAUUUCACCUCUAAAUUGUGCUCAGACAAGUGCCAAAACAGCUGCCCCAACAUUGUGAAUCUGUACCUCAAUCUGGCUGCAGGAGAAGGAAUAUAUUUACCUCACCUGUGCGAAGCCCACAAAACACGAAGCAGGAGAAUGAUAUUCGAGACUGUUGCACCUGGACCAACUGUGAAGACCUUUUCCCUUGCUGGACUUGCCCCUGCACCCUACUAGAACAUAUAUUAUACGCUUCUUUGCCAAUAAUAUUGUAUUUAGUUAAUACUAUGUUGUCCAUUACUCAUAGAUUAAGUAAUCUAUGGCUAUGGAUUUAGAAUUUCCCAUACAUACUUAUUUGCCAGUAAUAUUGUAUUCAAUCAAUCGUAUCGUUUCCAGUCUUCAUAGUAUAAGUGAUCUAUGAAGUUAGAAUUUCUCAUAUUGUAGAUGCAAGAAUGUCAAGCAAUCUAGCUAUAAAGCAAUUUGUGGUACAGAAUACAAUCUAGCUAUAAAGCAAUUUGUGGUACAGAGUACAGUCUACCUAAAGUUAUUAAUAAAAGCGCAUUUCAUUGCGAUUUGCGGAAACGUUAUAGGAUUUUUA